GGCUCUGCACGGGGCGCGCAGCGGGGCCAGCACAGAUGGAUUUAAUUCUAGUCCUUUGGGCUUGCGUGGCCUCUGCGAGAGCAGUUGUCGGAUUUGGAAUGGAUCCCAAUUUACAAAUUGAUAUUAUCACAGAACUGGAUCUUGUGAAUACAACUAUUGGAGUUACGCAAGUGUCAGGACUACAUGCUAGCAAAGCAUUUUUAUUCCAAGAUGUAGAAAGAGAAAUCCAUGCAGCGCCCCACGUGAGCGAGAAGUUAAUUCAACUCUUUCGGAAUAAAAGUGAGUUCACGUUUCUGGCCACCCUGCAACAGCGGGCAUCAACUUCUGGAGUUGUACUGUCCAUCCGAGAGUUGGAGCACAGCUACUUUGAACUGGAGAGCAGCGGCCUGAGGGACGAGAUUAGAUAUCAUUACAGAUUUAAUGGAAAAGCAAGAACAGAGGUGUUCCCGUACCGGAUGGCAGAUGGACAGUGGCAUAAGAUUGCACUGUCACUUAGCGCAUCCCAUCUUCUGCUUCAUGUUGAUUGCAACAGGAUUUAUGAACGUGUCAUAGAUCCUCCAGAAAUGAAUCUAACGCCAGGAAGCAGUUUAUGGCUGGGACAGCGGAACAGGAAACAUGGUUUUUUUAAGGGUAUCAUUCAAGAUGUGAAAGUCAUCUUUAUGCCCAAUGGAUAUAUAACACAGUGUCCUAAUCUGAAUCGCACAUGCCCAACCUGCAGUGAUUUCUUAAGUCUGGUGCAAGGAAUCAUGGAUUUACAAGAGCUCCUGGCAAAAAUGACUGCAAAACUAAAUUAUGCAGAAACGAGGCUUAGUCAAUUGGAAAACUGUCAUUGUGAGAAGACUUGUCAAGUAAAUGGAGUGAUCUAUCGAGACAAAGACUCAUGGGUAGAAGAUGAUCACUGCAGGAAUUGCACAUGCAAAAGUGGAGUAGUGGAGUGCCGAAGGAUGUCCUGUCCCCCUCUGAACUGUUCUCCUGACACCCUCCCAGUGCAUAUGGGAGGCCAGUGCUGCAAAGUAUGCAGGUCUAAGUGCAUCUUUGGAGGCAGAGUGUUAGCAGAAGGUCAGAGGGUUUUAACCAAGAGCUGCAGGGAAUGCCGAAAUGGAGUUUUAGUAAAAGUAACAGAGACCUGUCCUCCAUUGAACUGCUCAGAAAAAGAUCACAUUCUUCCAGAGAACCAGUGCUGCAGCGUUUGCAGAGGUCAUAACUUUUGUGCAGAAGGCCACAGAUGUGGUGAAAAUUCAGAGUGCAAAAAUUGGAACACAAAAGCUACUUGUGAAUGCAAGAAUGGUUAUAUCUCUAUCCAGGGGGAUGCUGCAUAUUGUGAAGAUAUUGAUGAGUGCGCUGCGAAGAUGCAUUAUUGUCAUGCCAAUACAGUGUGUGUUAACCUGCCUGGAUCAUAUCGUUGUGACUGUGUCCCCGGAUACAUCCGUGUGGAUGAUUUUUCAUGUACAGAGCAUGAUGAAUGUGGCAGCGGACAGCACAACUGUGAUGAGAAUGCAAUCUGUACUAACACUGUCAGGGGACAUAGCUGCACCUGCAAACCUGGAUAUGUGGGGAAUGGGACCAUCUGUCGAGCAUUCUGUGAAGACGGAUGCAGAUACGGUGGGACGUGUGUGACCCCUAACAAGUGUGCCUGCCCUUCUGGAUUCACAGGGAGUCAUUGUGAGAAAGAUAUUGAUGAGUGUGCAGAGGGGAUCAUUGAGUGUCACAACCAUUCACGCUGUGUUAACCUCCCAGGGUGGUACCACUGUGAGUGCAGAAGCGGUUUCCAUGACAAUGGAACCUACUCAUUUUCCGGGGAAUCCUGUAUUGAUAUUGAUGAAUGUGCCUUAAGGACCCACACCUGUUGGAACGAUUCAGCCUGUGUGAACUUGGAGGGAGGUUUUGACUGUCUGUGUCCCUCAGGACCGUCUUGCACUGGUGACUGUCCACACGAAGGUGGCUUGAAGCGGAAUGGUCAGGUGUGGACACUGAAGGAAGAUAGGUGCUCUGUCUGUUCCUGUAAGAAUGGGAAGAUAUUCUGCCGGCGAACAGCUUGUGAUUGUCAGAACCCCAGCGUUGAUCUCUUUUGCUGCCCAGAGUGUGACACACGAGUGACCAGUCAAUGUUUAGACCAAAAUGGUCAUAAGCUGUAUCGUAGUGGGGACAACUGGACCUACAGCUGUCAGCAGUGCCGUUGUCUGGAAGGGGAAGUGGAUUGUUGGCCUCUUUUAUGCCCAAAUCCAAACUGUGAGUACACAGCAAUCUCAGAAGGAGAGUGUUGCCCCCGCUGUGUCAGUGAUCCCUGUCUGGCUGAUCAGAUCACUUACGAUAUCAGAAAAACCUGUGUAGACGGCUAUGGAAUCACAAGACUCAGUGGCUCCAUAUGGACAAUGGCUGGAUCUCCGUGUACAACUUGCAAAUGCAAGAAUGGGAAUGUCUGCUGUUCUGUGGAUUUAGACUGUCUUCCCAAUAACUGA
Messenger RNA from Emys orbicularis (European pond turtle), 2459 nucleotides. It is a transcript of the gene NELL1, whose product is annotated as neural EGFL like 1. The transcript has 20 exons. The record is from RefSeq and is a predicted model, not a curated record. Gene Ontology annotation, biological process: regulation of osteoblast differentiation; positive regulation of ossification. Gene Ontology annotation, cellular component: cytoplasm. Gene Ontology annotation, molecular function: heparin binding; protein kinase C binding; calcium ion binding. Lineage: Eukaryota; Metazoa; Chordata; Testudines; Emydidae. Bases 36 to 2459 code for a protein of 807 amino acids.